AUGGCCUUGCAGCCAGGCCAUCGCCCGUUGGGAGGAACUGGCGGCUAUUGGCGCUAUAUGAUACGUUUAUUAUCGACAGCUUCAGGGGUCACUACACCGAUUAUUCAGAGGAGCCUGCUGGUGUUGGCGGCUACGGCUGGAGGUGAAACUCGCAUGAGCACGACGACUGGCCAGCCAUCCAACCGCCCAAAGCACCAGAUGACAGCUGCAAGACGCGUGGAAGAUCCAGACAACGCAGUCAGGAGAAGCUCACGGGAGCCGCUUGUUGCCCUGACGCCGCAGCUUGUUUCCAUGGAAGAUACUCGAAACCCAGAGAGCGCGUGGGGAAGAUCCAGCGAUGUGUUCUUUUCUCAAGCCUCCCAAGUUUAA
Messenger RNA from Nannizzia gypsea CBS 118893, 369 nucleotides. RefSeq lists its product as hypothetical. The transcript is spliced from 2 exons. Bases 1 to 369 code for a protein of 122 amino acids. The record is from RefSeq and is a predicted model, not a curated record. NCBI's taxonomy places the organism in Eukaryota, Fungi, Ascomycota, Eurotiomycetes, Onygenales, Arthrodermataceae.